Esox lucius (northern pike) is the source of this 1023-nucleotide messenger RNA. RefSeq names its product B-cell receptor CD22-like. NCBI's taxonomy places the organism in Eukaryota, Metazoa, Chordata, Actinopteri, Esociformes, Esocidae. The record is from RefSeq and is a predicted model, not a curated record. The transcript is spliced from 6 exons. The annotation marks the transcript as partial.
ACCAAAAACCUCCCAAACGGUUUCUGUUUCCUCAACAUACAACGUAAAAGAAAAGUGUUAUUGACUACAGUGCGGGAGUUUACAACAAUGGCCUUGGCAACUAAAGAAUGUUUGUUGGUGGUCUUUCUCUGGUCUCUGACAGUGGUACUGGGUCAGAAUGGAUGGGGUGUGACCUACUACACUCAGAGUAUCUGUGCCUUGAAGGGGUCAACAGUGGAGCUGAGCUGCACCUACAAGUAUCCAAGUGGUCUUCAAAUCACAUCAGCCUUCUGGUUCACUAAGGGGCCAAAUGAUGACCCUGUAAACUUAAUGGAGGACCCAGACUACAAAGACCGUGUGAUCUACCAUAGCGAUGAUGAGAAUGGCCACAAACUGACCAUCAAAGACUUGAGAAAGAGUGACUCGGCUGUGUACAAGUCUAGAUUCUUUACAGUUGGAUACAAAUAUACUGGUCUUCCUGGAGUCAAUCUGUCUGUCACAGAUUUGCAGGUGAACAUGACAGCUGCCACUGUGACAGAUGGAGGUAGUGUGAAUCUGACCUGUAACACCACAUGUACUCUGAUUGGCCACACCUACAUCUGGUACAGGAACAAACAACUCCUCACCAACCAGGAAGUAAGUCUGCAUCUAAACCCAGUCAGCAGUGAGGAUGCUGGGAACUAUUCCUGUGCUGUAAAAGGACUUGAGUCUCUUCUCUCACCUGAGAAGAAACUCAUAGUCACAUAUGCCCCAAAGAACACCUCAGUGUCAGUCAGUCCAUCUGGUAAAAUAGUGGAGGGCAGUUCAGUGACUCUGACCUGCAGCAGUGAUGCCAACCCACCUGUGGACAAAUACACCUGGUACAAGAAGACUGUAACCUCACCAAAAGCAUCAGGACAGAGUUACAGCAUCACUAACAUCACAUCUGAGGACAGUGGAGAAUAUUACUGUGAGGCUCAGAAUAAAUACGGACGUCUAAACUCAUCUACUUUGUCUGUGGAUGUUCAAUAUGGACCAAAGAACACCUCAGUGUCAGUCAGUCCA